GUGGAGGACGUUGGUCCUCCGGCGUUGGAGAGCGCGGAAUCGUGGAGUAGAGCGAGCCGACGACGCACCGUCCAGGUCGUGCUCCUCGUCGCGGCUCCUGUUCUCUUCAUCGCGGCGGUUUCGUUCGGGUUGAAUGGACGAGGGUACCAAGUGCAGAGUGCCGAUCGGCGACGCCUGCGUGUCUAUGCGCGUGUGCUUCGACUCCUUGUGCUUCUCGUCGACGCAGCAGCGGCUCGCCGACGAGGAGGACGCUCCACAGCUGCCGACGCACGGCGCCGUGGCCGUGGUCGCGGCUGGCCAGAGGGCCAUCUCGAACGUCACCGGAGCGACCGCGAUUACAGCGAUGGGCACCCUCCGCGAGCUGCAGGAGUUACUCCGCGUCAAGGACGAGAGGAUCGCCGAGCUGGAGGCGCUCCUCUGUCGUCGCGACGCCGAGAUCCAAGAGUUACGGAGCCACCUGGACAAGUUCCUGAGCGUGUUGCCGUUCAAAUCGCCGCUGACACCGACCAAACCCAGGCCCAGGAAGCAGCGAGCGCAGGGGAUCUCCGCGGAACCACCGCUCCAGGAGUUCGCUGCGUUGACGGUCGUCGACAAGAGCGACAGGUCUCGUGAGCUGAUCAAAGCGGCCAUUUUGGACAAUGACUUCAUGAAGAACCUGGAGCUGACGCAAAUCAGGGAGAUCGUGGAUUGCAUGUAUCCUGUUACUUUUUCAGCUGGGUCUACUAUUAUAAGAGAAGGAGAUGUUGGCUCCAUUGUAUAUGUUAUGGAAGAGGGUAAAGUGGAGGUGUCACGCGAUGACAAAUACUUGAGCACUCUGGCACCAGGAAAGGUACUAGGCGAGCUAGCAAUUCUCUACAACUGCAAGAGAACAGCAACCAUAACAGCUGCUACCGAUUGCCAACUAUGGGCCAUCGACCGACAAUGCUUCCAAACAAUUAUGAUGAGAACCGGCCUCUCGAGGCAGGCCGAGUACACGGACUUCUUGAAGAGCGUUCCGAUCUUCAAAAACUUACCCGAAGAGACUCUCAUCAAGAUCUCCGACGUCCUAGAGGAGACUUUCUACAACAACGGCGAUUACAUAAUCAGACAAGGAGCGAGGGGGGACACGUUUUUCAUAAUCAGCAGAGGACAAGUUCGCGUAACGAUCAAGCAACCCGAUACUCCGGAAGAAAAGUACAUCAGGACGUUAGGGAAAGGUGAUUUCUUUGGCGAAAAAGCACUGCAAGGAGACGACCUGAGGACGGCCAACAUAAUCGCCGACGAUCCAGAAGGAGUGAGUUGCUUGGUGAUAGAUCGCGAAACGUUUAACCAAUUAAUCUCGUCGCUGGACGAAAUUCGUACGCGAUACAAAGACGAGCUCGUCGAACGUCGAAGGUUGAACGAGGAAUUCAGAGACUUAAGGCUGCAAGAUCUUCGACCGCUGGCCACCCUGGGCGUGGGUGGUUUCGGAAGAGUCGAAUUAGUUCAAAUAGCCGGCGACGGUACGAGAUCCUUCGCCCUGAAGCAGAUGAAGAAGGCACAGAUCGUAGAAACGCGACAGCAACAACAUAUCAUGUCCGAAAAGAGAAUAAUGGGCGAGGCUGAUUGCGACUUCAUCGUAAAGCUGUUCAAGACCUUCAAAGACCGGAAAUACCUCUACAUGUUGAUGGAAGCUUGCCUUGGUGGUGAACUGUGGACCGUGCUCAGGGACAAAGGACAUUUUGAUGAUGGCACGACGCGGUUUUACACCGCCUGUGUUGUGGAGGCGUUCGAUUAUCUUCAUUCGAGGAACAUCAUUUACAGGGAUCUCAAACCGGAGAAUCUGUUGCUUGAUAGCCAAGGAUACGUUAAACUGGUCGAUUUCGGAUUUGCCAAGCGUUUGGAUCACGGAAGGAAGACGUGGACCUUCUGUGGAACACCGGAAUAUGUCGCACCGGAAAUUAUCUUAAAUAAGGGACACGAUAUCAGUGCUGACUACUGGUCCUUAGGUGUUCUCAUGUUCGAACUGCUUACGGGCACGCCACCCUUCACUGGAGGCGAUCCAAUGAAGACUUACAAUAUUAUUCUGAAGGGAAUUGACGCCAUUGAGUUCCCACGAUCCAUCACGCGAAAUGCGACUGCGUUAAUCAAAAAGCUUUGCAGGGACAAUGCAGCGGAGCGUCUUGGUUACCAAAAGGGUGGAAUUAGCGAAAUACAAAAGCACAAAUGGUUCGAUGGUUUCAACUGGGAAGGUCUAAGAGCAAGGACCUUAGAGCCUCCGAUCAUGCCAAGAGUGCAAAACCCUACAGACACAGCGAACUUCGACGAGUACCCUCCAGAUUCCGACCCACCACCACCCGACGAUGUCUCAGGAUGGGACAAUGACUUCUAAUCGCUUGAAUCAUUUAUUUAAAACAGAUAUCGUUAUUUUUGGACAAAAUAUCGAGUCUCAAUUCAUGUUCGAAUGAUCGUGAGACGAUCGAGAAAUCGUUAAGGUGACCUAUUUGCAUUUAUUCAACGAAACUAACACUGUACAAUGUAUAGACGAUUAUCUAGUAACAUCAUUUAAAAAUGAUACUGGCCUGAGAAGAGAACGUAGGUCAUCGUAGGUCAAGUUUUCAACGACUUCCGAUGUCUGUUACACGAUCUAAGGAUCCAAACGAUCCGUCGAUAAGAGGACCAGAGGUUGGCCUUACAAUUUCAUCAUCAGAAACACGAAUUGUCCAGACGCCGCCUCGGAACACGUGAUCAACGUAAAUUGAACGCGCGUUUGAUUUAGAGAAAUAUUUAGACGCAUUCGGCGAAAAUGAUAAUCGAACGCGGCAUUGUAAGACGCGAACGAAUGCGUCAAGUGCCAUACCUGACAAAGGUAAAGUCGACUACCGUUAUGUGUGUACAGAAAUCAUCCACGAGAACGUGCACGAAAAUGUAGUCAGCUCAAUCGUAAUGGACGUCUUGCCAUCGAACUCGUCAACUCGUGCACGCGAUAUCGCGGGAAGAACCCACGGAUUCUUAGCGUCCGAUUUUAUUGUUGUUUGAUCCACUUUAUAGUUUAUUGUAAUAAUUCUAUUUUAAUUAAUUAUGCGAAAAUGUGACCCUUGUAAAUAAUUCAUUAUAAAUAAGUAAA
Messenger RNA from Megachile rotundata (alfalfa leafcutting bee), 3085 nucleotides. RefSeq names its product cGMP-dependent protein kinase for (gene for). NCBI's taxonomy places the organism in Eukaryota, Metazoa, Arthropoda, Insecta, Hymenoptera, Megachilidae. Gene Ontology annotation, molecular function: ATP binding; cGMP-dependent protein kinase activity. The record is from RefSeq and is a predicted model, not a curated record. Gene Ontology annotation, biological process: protein phosphorylation.